This is a messenger RNA of Motacilla alba alba, 905 nucleotides long. It is a transcript of the gene VAMP3, whose product is annotated as vesicle associated membrane protein 3. Gene Ontology annotation, cellular component: plasma membrane; SNARE complex. The transcript is spliced from 5 exons. Gene Ontology annotation, molecular function: syntaxin-1 binding; SNAP receptor activity. Gene Ontology annotation, biological process: vesicle-mediated transport; SNARE complex assembly; vesicle fusion. Bases 215 to 499 code for a protein of 94 amino acids. The record is from RefSeq and is a predicted model, not a curated record. NCBI's taxonomy places the organism in Eukaryota, Metazoa, Chordata, Aves, Passeriformes, Motacillidae.
CGGCAGCGCCCAGACAGGGACACUGUGCUGGGCAGGGCCGGCUCCGAGCCUUGCCCUGCUCCCGCGGUGUGCCUGCACCCAUUACGUGCAAGUUAAAAGCCAGUGUGGAAAUGUGUAAAUACAGGAAACAGUUGGACUUGGCCGUUUGGAGCGCCAGGAUGGACUAAAGCAUCUGAUGUGAAAGAAGUCGGCCAAUGUCUCUGGGAGCUCAAAUAUGGCUGCUGGCAGCAAUCGCCGGCUCCAGCAAACCCAGCACCAAGUAGAUGAGGUGGUGGACAUCAUGAGGGUGAACGUGGACAAGGUGCUGGAGCGGGAUCAGAAGCUGUCGGAGCUGGAUGACCGCGCGGACGCCCUGCAAGCUGGGGCCUCCCAGUUCGAGACCAGCGCGGCCAAGCUGAAGAGGAAGUACUGGUGGAAGAACUGCAAGAUGUGGGCAAUAUUGAUAGGUGUUGUUGUCAUUAUCAUCAUCAUCAUUAUUGUCUGGAGUGUGUAUUCAUGAAUUACGAGAAGAAACUCAAUUCAACUGAAGGUGCCUUUGAGAAUCUUCUUCAGCCUCUCCACUUCAGACCUGCUGCCUUCUCAGCCCGUUUACUGCUGUUUAAAGCAAACCUAUUUUGAUUAUCGAGACGUUAACUAACUUUCCCGGUGGCCUUAAGACACUCCGUCGUUAAUUACUAACCAGCGCAGCCCGCACGGUGCCUCAAUGACCGGGGCCUGGCCCCGCCCUCGGCCCCGCCCCUCGCCCGGCCACGCCCAGGGGCGGGGCCGGCGCCGCACGUGGCGGCGGGGCAUGCGCGCGCACGGGGGCCGCGUGCGGCGCCGCGUGAGGGGCGGGGCGGCGCCCCCGCCCGCGCGGGCCCCGCCCCCCGCGCGCGGUCUCCUCCAAUAAAGCGGCUCCGACCCCG